Cinara cedri is the source of this 11352-nucleotide messenger RNA. The record is from the annotation of a GenBank genome assembly. Lineage: Eukaryota; Metazoa; Arthropoda; Insecta; Hemiptera; Aphididae.
AUGGAAAACGAGGCUGGUGCUUCCUCUUCGAGUACUGAUUUUUCGGCACCUCUGUCUAUCAUGCCACCGCCUCCGACAUCGUCUGUUACAAACUUGAUCGAGAACGAUGGUACACAAGCGUCAGGUGGCAUUGACGUCCCUUCGAAUGUACGCAACUUAAGGGAUAUAAUGAAGUACAGCACAGAGAUGACCAACGUUUCUGAUGACAGUGUCAUUGACUUGACUUUGUGUGAUGAGGUUUUAUUAUUAAUUAUUAUGUAUUUAUUUUUACAUUUGAGCUUUAUUAAUUAAUUUGAUAUUGUGUACUCACAAAUAACCAUAUUUCCACACAUACACAUUUCAUUAACCGGUUAUGGAACUAUUAACCAUUUUACCGCCUACAAAAAAUAUUACGUUGAUAAUCUCAUUAAAAUACUGAGGAUUUAGGAAAUAAUAUCCAGAUAGAUAUCAACUUUUAUGUAAAUAUUUUCCGAAUAUACUUCGGUAGAUAAUUUAUUUAAAAUAACAAUAUUUUAUUGAUUUUAUAGUUAUUAUCUACUAAGAAAUAUUUACAAUAAUCGUGAUAUAAAGAGUAUUUUGUAAAAUUUAAUUUGGUUUUUUAAAUUAAUUAUAUAAUUUUAAUUGUAGUAAUUUAUUGUAGAGAAUGGCGAUACCUACUAAAAAUGAACAAUUUGAUACCUACUCAACAUAUGAUUCUUGAUACUUUUGUUUAAAAAUAUAAAUAUAAAUUACCAAACAUUAAAAUUAUAAAGUACCUGAUAUAACAAUUGAAUUUGACUGCAGGGAAUUAAAAAUUGCGAGGAACAUCCUCGCAGCUCAUACAAAUUUGAAAAUGCUUUUAUACCAAAAUAAAUACUUAUUUUACUAUUGAGUAUCAUAAAUUAAAAAAACAAAAUUAUUAUUAAUAACAAGUAUUGUACAAAUGUCUAUUUACUUAAAUUUUUUUUUUGAAAUGGUGCCCUUAUUUAAUAGUCCACGGACAUCAACUAAUAUUUUUUGAUGGAACCACAUUUUACUCAUUAUAAAAUAUAGCUUUAUCAUUUUUACUUCUUGCGCAACAAAAACUACAAGCUGCAUAUACAAAUGUAUGUAAUAUGUACAAUUGUAUUAAAUUUAUUUAAUCAAAUUUACUUUAUAUAAUAAAAUAUUAAAAUUACUUAAAAUUAUUUCAACUUUGAUAUUUUAUGAUACAUUCUUAAUUCUUAAGCUAAGAUAUUGAAUUAUCAAAUCGCCCAUCUUCAAUAUCUACCUACCAAACCUACCUACUUAUUAUAAUUUUUGUAUGAUUUUAGAAAAAAAAUUUUUUCACAAAUGUUUUGUCAAGUAUGACAGUAAAUGUCCAGGAGGAAAUGCACAAUUCAAUUAACAUUUUAUUGGAUUCUAACAAAACUGCCAAUGAACUUGAAUAUGCAUUUGAUGUACUUGCAGAGUAUAUUGAUAAUAUUGAUUAUGCUAAUGGUACUAUUAUAUUAUGAUAUUACUUUUUAUGUAUCUAUUGACACAUUAUUAUUGUAACAAUAAGAAUGUUUUAGAUUUUCAGAAGCUUGGUGGUUUCCAGAUCUUUAUUCCUGGUUUAAAAUCUGAGCAUAAAUCUGUAAGAUGCAAAACAGCUGAAGUAAUUGCUACACUGGUUCAAAAUAAUCCAUAUUGUCAGGAUAAAUUCAUUGAACAUCCAAGUUAUAUUCGUUUGUUGAUAAGUUUAAUAGAAAAAGAUACAAUAGAUGAAGUGCGUGUUAAGGGUUUGCAUGCAAUUUCUUGUAAGUUAUAAAUAUAUUGUAAUAAAUUAGCUUUUAGUUUUUUUUUCAAAUUAUAAUUUUUAAAAUAAUUUUGAAUUAGCUCUAGUACGAGAUAAUGUAGCUGUGUUUUGGAAAUUUAUUGGUUUCAGUGGAAACGAUUUAGUUGUUAACGCAUUAAAAUCAUCAAAUGAGAAAUUAAUGAUUAAAGCUGCAUUUUUAAUUUAUUCUACUUGUCUUAUGGGUAAUGAUAUUGCAAGUAAGUCAUUAUUUUUGCUCUAUCGUAUUAAAAACAGCUCCUGUAUUAUGUAUCUGUAAUUAUUCAGGAUUUGAAAGAUAAAAUUUUAUUAUUAGGCAGUUUAAGAUAUUAAACAAUUUAAGUUAUUUUAAAAUUUUUAGAAUUUCUCAUGUAUAGAUGGAUUAUAAUAUUGAUUUUAAUUAGAAUUAUUACAAACCCUGAUAAUUAAGGACGAACUAAAUUUUCCUUAAAAUUUGUCGCAUCUCUAAUUUUAAUAUUGUUUUUUGUUCUCUUUACUUGUUUUCAACAAUGUAUUUCAGUUAAAAGUACUAGGAUGUAUAUACAGGCUGUCUCCUGAAAAUGUACGCCUUGAAUAUCUUUAAAAAUAAUAACGAUAAUCAAAUUCUGUUUUAUUUUACAUUACUCAUAGGGAUGAGGACUAAACAUAUUUAUAUUUGAAUUCAAUUUUUUUUUUUUAGUAAAUAAAUUUUGAAAAUAACUUUAUUUUAUUAUUUUUGAAAAAUUUUAAGGUAGCCAUUCUGUAGAGUUUGUUUUUCUAAAGAUUUGAAUGUAUCACACAUUUAUAUCCGAUGAAUAGUUUAUAAGUAACAGCCAGUUUAAAUUCUACUAAUCUGUGUAAAAACUGAUGUUAUCGUAUAAUGUUGUUAGUUUAUUCCCUAGAUAACAUCAGCUUUCAUAUGGAUUAGUAGAAUUUAAACCGGCUGUUACUUAGAAACUAUUCAUCGGAUAUAAAUGUAUGAUACAUUCAUAUUUUCAGAAAAAUAAACUAGAUAAUUUUAAAAAUCUAAAAACAAUUCUGAGAGAAGUUCAAAUAUACAUAUUUUGAAAUGCUAUAAUAUUUAUGAUUUUUACAAAAACUAUAUUUUAAAUUAUCAAGUAUUUAUAUUUGGUUAAAACAAUUUUAUCUACAUAAAAUUAAAUUAAAAUUAUUAUUGAGUAGUUAAUAUUCCAUUUUUCCAGUUUUUCUUAUUAUUGAGAUAAUUACAAGAUGACCUAUAUAAUACUGCACCAACUUGAUAAAAUGCUAUUAGAACUACCCCUGGAGUUAAUGGUUGGAGUAAGAUUUCUGGUCUAAAAGUUGUUCACAGUCUUACCUGUGCAUUUAAAUCCCUCCUGGUAUCUUUUCCUGGAUUCAACUUUGAUCUGCACAAUAGAAAUGUUUUCAUUUUUACAAUUUUACAAAUGUAUACCUAAUAUUUUGUAUAAAAUCUACAGACAUGUAUGUUGAUAAUGGUGUGGUUGAAAUCAUCUGCUCUAUAAUUAUGAACAUGAAGAAUUCAUUAGAAGAUUAUCAUCAUGAAUUGUUGUUGUCCACAUUGAAUCAGCUGCUUCAGAUGUCUCCAAUAAGAGUUAAAGAAAUAUGCUUCAAGGUGGAAGACUUUAAGCCAGCAUUAUUAGCUUUGCAUGAUUCAUAUCCAAAUGAUUCUAAUUAUCAGGCAAGAUAUCAUAUCAACUUUAUUUCAACAUAUUUUGGUAUUGGUUUGUUAUUGUCCAACCUUGCCACUUGAAAAAUUCAUUUGUUUUUUUAUCUGAUAUUUGAGCCUCAUUUAGAGGCCUAGGAUUAUCUUUUAUUAAUGAUAACAAACAUUUUAUAAUAUAAUGGAGAUAGAUAUAUAAAUAUAUAGUAAAAUAAUAAAGUAAAAACAAAAUUAUUAAAUAGUAAAUACUAAAUAAAUAUAUAAAUGUAAUUUAUUUGAAUUUUUAAGUGUAGUAAAAGCCGAUAUUUUUGAAUGCUUAGAUUUUUCACACAACAUUUAAACAGUAUCCUGUGGUGAUACUAACUUUGGUUUUUCAAAUGAGAACCUAUAUUAAAAAUUCCAUAAAUUAGACAAAGUAUUACUUUAAAUAUAUAUUUUGUUUGUUUAUUUACAUGCAAAUUAACGUGUUAUAUACUCCUUAGGCUUUUUUAUAAAUAUAAAUAUGUAGAAAUUACAAAAAUUAUACAAAAAAAAAAAAAAGUAAUAAUAAUAAAUCUUAACAUAAACUAUGGGAAUACUGUAUUAAGGGGGAAGGUUUAGAAAAGUUACUCCAGAUAGUACGCGGACAGAAUUGACUGUGAGACCUGGUGGGACCUGGAACCCGGAAGCUCAGCCAAUAGGCAUGGUGCGUCAAAGAUACCUUCUAAAAUGCCUCUGGUAAAUCUUUGGUUAGAACUUAUAUGCCUCUGCUCUAAUGACUCGAGUCAAAUCACUCUUUUCUCUAAAAAUAUAAUUUUUUAAUUCAAUAUUAUAUUGGCUUGAAUAUAUUCCAUUAAAUAAACAUAAUUAUCAACACAGUUCAAUAUUAUAUUAUAUAAUAUAACCCAUAGAAAUAAUUUAAAAUUAAAUACUAUUAAAAAAAUUGUAAACGUAUUAAAGAAAAAUUAAUACAUAACUCACCAAAUAAUGUUGUUAACUAUUUUAGUAUGAAAUAUCAAAAUAAUAUAUCUAACAAAUUCGUUAAAAUUCUGAACAAUAAUACAAAUAAUGUAAAAAUCACUUUUAAGAUUAAUAAUAAUUUAAUCAAACUAUUGGUAAGACAAAUAGAAAUUUUGAAAUAGAUAUAAAGAACCCAUUUCUGAAAUAAAAUUAAAAAAGACUGCUCUUAAUUUAAAUUUUGCUAAACAUGUUUUAGAAAAUAACCAUAACAUAAGCUUUGAUAUUAAUACAGACUUGGAUAUAUAAAAAUACUCAAAAUAACAUUUAUAUUAAUUCAGUUUUAGAAAAAUUACAUAUAUAAAAUGAAAUAAAGAAAAAUAAUUGUAAUAUUUUAAAUGUUCAAACUAGUUUUAAAAAUAAUAUCUUAUAUCAAUACAUAUUUUUAGAUAAUAAAUAAUAACCAAAUAAUUUAUACUUAUUUACAUAUCUCUGUCUAAUAAUAACUCAUUUUAAAUAAUCUCUCCUAUUAAAAAAAAAUUAUUUUCAUAUAAAAUGACCAAUUUGUAAAAUAUUUUCUCUGUGUUCCUUCAUUUAUUUUAUCAUAUUCAGUUGCCUUUUACUUAUUGACUUUGUGAUUUAACCUCAUGAUGAAUUUUGAAUUCAAAACUGGUACUAAACACAUAUCAUAAUACUACAGGUAUCGCAUUUAUUUAUUUAUAUAUUUAUAUAAAUUUAAAUUGAUGAUAAUUUAAUUACUUAAUAUUACAUACAUCUACUGAUAUUUAAACAUGGUAUAUAUUUAUUUACGAGUAUUAACCAUUUUAAUAAUUUAGUUUUUAUUUUAUUAUUUUAUUAUAUAUUUUAAGUUUUAUGUAUAUCAUAAUUUAUAUUUAUAUUGGCGCCUACAAGAAAUGUUCUUUUUGAAUAAGAGUAAUAGCUUACAAAAUCCUUAGGCACUAUAUUGUAAAUCUGUAAACCAGUCUAUGGAAAAAUUAAGUGCCUACAUAGUGUUGUAUGGGUUGUGUGAUAUAUCCCAUAUAUUAUUAUAAAAUUGAUUAUUUUUUUUAGAUUUACAGGUUGAUUCACUAAGCCUGCUCGUCUCAUUUUUUUGGUUAAAUUUUGCAUGCAUUCAAAUUCUAAUUUUUGGAAAUUUUUAAGUUCAGUUAAAGCCGAUAUUUUAAAAUGCUUAGAUUUUUCACAACAUUUAAAGAGUAUCCUGAAGUAAUACUAACUUUAAUUUUUCAAAUGAUAAUCUAUAAUAAAAAUUCUAUACAAAUGAGACUUUUACUUAUGUCUUUUUAUUAGUAUUCCACUUCUCUCCUUCUAUCUAAACUUAAAAGUGAAAUAUCUUUUUAAUGAGUUGAUCGAAAUCAAAAAUUUUAGCACCGAAAUGUAUUUAAAGUAAUAUUUUAUCUAUUUAUGGAAUUUUUAAUACAGGUUCUCAUUUGAGAAACGAAAAUUAGUAGAACGACAGGAUACUGUUAAAAUGUUGUAUGAAAAAUCUAAGUAUUCAAAAAUAUCGGCCUUUACUAUACUAAUAAAAAUUCUAAGUCAGAAUUUGAAUACAUGCAAAAUUUAAUCAAAAAAAUAGGGAUGAGUAAGCUUAGUGAAUCACUCUGUAUAUAGUAAUUAUUUUCAAAUAUAGAUUAUUGAUAUUUAGGGCAUUGAAUUUUUCAUAUAGUUUUUGGUUGGAUAAACUCCAAUCUUUUUUGUAAGGGGGAUCCUAUUUGAAAUUUAAAAGUAUGUACUUAUUUAAGGUAUUUAGAGUAGGAAAAAAUAUCAAAAAUGGUUUUAAAUUAAAGUUUAACCAAUUCCAUAAUUAUUUAAGUGAAACAUUUAUAUUAAAAAUAAAAAAAUACAUAAAUUAAUACCUGGAGUAUUAUAAUAAGUGUAUUAUAAGGUUUCAAAUUAAAAAUUCAUCAUUAGAUAUAUCAUAGUCAAAAUGUAAACCACAACAGAAUAUAAAAAAUUGAAUGAAGAAAUAUAUAGAAAAAAAUUAUACAAAUUAGUCUUUUUUACAUAGAAAUAAUUUAUUUUAAUAGGAGAGAUUAUUUAAAAUAAGUUGAUAUUAGCUAUAGAUAUGUUAAGAAAUAUUAUUUAUUUUUCAAGAAAACUUGAACUUAUCCAUCACUAUUUGAUAUUCAUCUUUUAUUUUUGAUAAGUUUAGUACAAGGGUGUCCAUAAGCUCACUUAAUAUGGCUCUCAAUUCAUUUCAAAUCAUUAAUUAAUUAUAUAUAAUAUCAUAAGAAAAAUGUAUUUCAAAAAUUUAUUUAAGAAUAUUAAGUACAAAAUUAUAAAAAUUAAAAAAAACUUUAAAUAUUACUUAACCCUUAAAUGUCCAAUUUUUUUUUUACAUAAAAAAUAUCCUAUUUUUUGAUGUACUGAAUUUGGGAAAAAUAAUUUUAAAAAUCCUGUUUGAGUUUGUAUUAGAAAAUUGUAUUUUUAUAAUUAAACUACUGAAAUAAACUUAAGUAAAAUUACUGAGUUAUAAUUAUUUAUGUGUUAUGAAUGUUCAUAUAAACUUUAUAAUAAUUUUAAGUUUCAUCUCCAAUGAUUUAAAAUAUUAUUUUUUACUCAAAGUACAUUUUGUAAAUUAAGAAAAUAAAAAACCAUUAAAUUACGUAAUCAAGCUUGAAACACAUUACAAAACAGGAAUUGAUAAAGUUUACAUAAGUGUAUUAAUAAAAAACAUAGAUUAGGGCUUAAACUAUACAUUAGAUGGUGCGAUACAUUUUUUGUAAUCCAGUGUAGUAUGGAAACAUAAUAUUUUUAUAUGUUGCAUAUUUACUACAAUGGGCAUUGAAGGGUUAAUAGUAUAUACUAUUUUAUGAAAAUUUUAUCUUUAUUGGGAUUUUAUUUGACAAAUUUUUAAUUCAAAACUGGUUGUACAAUUCACAUAUCAUAAUACUCCAGGUAAUGCAUUUAUUUAUUUAUACAUUUAUAAAUAAAUAUAUUUUUUUCUUGUAAUUUUAAAUAAAAUGUAAAAAUGUAAGCUCAUUAAAAUGUUUGUGGCCCACAACAACUUCUACUUACAUGAGCCCUUCACAAGAGGUUGAAUACCCCUGUUGUAAAGCAAAGAUGAUUGAUUAUUUCUUUUAGAUUUUAGAUGACACAUAAUGAUAAAACUAAAUUUCUUAUUGUGUGUUAAUAAGUAGUAUUUUAUUUAUUAUUCUUAAAAAAAUUUUGGUUGUUAAGAAUUUUUUGGUGCAUGGUAUAAAAAUCUUAAGUUAAAAAUUAACAUUUUUAGUUUAUAACAUUUUAUUAGAAUCUAAUUUUUUUUAACUUAUAUUUUGUUGGUAUCAAUCACUAAAGUUAAAAUUAUAACUCAUUAUUAAUGCAAUUUAUUUUGGUUUAAACAUUUUAAGUCACAUUAUAUUAUUAUUAGGAACAAACCAUGUAUGUUUAUUUAAAAGUUGAGGAAUAAGUUAAGAUUUUGAGUUAAAAUAUAGUUAUCAUUUUAAAGGCCUUGUUGAAACUUAAUGAUGCAAAUAGAAUAUGUUAUAUAAAAUAAAAAUCCAAUUAUCUAAGACACUUAAAACUAUGAAGAAUUGAUUUUAAAUUUCUAUAUAAUAGUUAAUAUUAAAGUAUGUAUGUUAAAUUUUAAAUUAAAAUAAUUAUCAGCCAAGACAUUACCAACGAUUUUGAAUGAUUUUUCAAAGUUUUAUUUUAUUUUCUUGAAAACUUAAGACCAUUUUAUAUCAUUUAUACUUUAUACCUUUCACCAAAGAACAGAAGAGUCUUUUUUCUAUGUUCAAUCAUAUGCACUUUAACAGAUUUACCAAAGAUAAGUUAAGAUAUAAUAUCUUAUCAUAUCUAUUGCCAAGGAAGUAACAUCGAAAACAUGUCACCUAGACAUAAAAAAAUUUACCAAGUAAAAUGAUUCAAAAGGUUCCUUAAAAACAAUAAAAGUUUGUUUUUGAAGUGAAACGCUGAGAGUAAAAUUUCAAGGCAGUAAUGAAAAUCACAGUUAACCGACACAUGCUGUGAUCAUGUCAUCAAUUGUUAACACAUUCACACACACUAGUAACACUGCGAGUGAAUACAAUCAGAAAACCAUUCUCAGAAACUUUUAAUAUAUAGUGCAGAUUAUCAAUAUAAAUGCUAACUUACUUACUUAUUCAUUCUUACUUACUUACGUAAUACUUAAGACUUAAUAAUAAUAAUAAAGAGCAUAUGACAAAAUGUGUAAAUAGUGUUAGUGUAAGGUUUUGUGUAAAAUAAAAGUAGGUGAUAAAAAUUGCAGUAAAAGAGAAAAAUAUAAAUAAUUAUUUUUAUAGUACUGUGGACAGUAAAAUAUUUGAAGUAAAAAUAUUUUUAGUUUGUUAUGUUUAACUAAUUGCUAUUUGACUUUAGUUUUGAAUUACCCCUUUACUGACCAUUCUAUUCAUUUUUGAGUGGGAAGAUGAUGCCAUUUUUUGUCUUGAGGUUGUAUACCUAUACAUUAUUUUAGAAAAAUUUCUUAUAAUCUGGUUAUAAUUAAGCAUUUCAACUUUGUUUUGGUGAUUCACUAUUUUUUUAAACAUUUUCUUGGACAUAUUGUUAUGGUUAAAACCAGUUCUAUGAAAAUUGUUUAUCAUUGAAUCAGUUAAAUUUAUUUUCAACUCUUUACUGAUUGGUUGCACUAUUCUUGUAUAAUUUUAGUUUUAUUUUCAGGUAAUGCAUCAAUGAUAUCAUUGGAAAUUUGAUGACAGCCCAUGGGUUCAAUUUGGGUUAUCUGAUUUUCAAAAAAUUGUUUUUGGUUACUAUUUUAACAAUAACACUAAAUUUAGUGUUUAGAUUAUUACAAUUGCUACUAAUAUCCUCUUUGAAGUUUUGAAAACUAUCUUUAAGUAGCAGAAUAAUUUCUUUCAGCUCACAUAAUUCAACAUUUUCUGAAUUAAUAUGAUUUUCAUGCCAAAGAAAAGCUCUUCUAACAGCAGAAAAUUUACUACAUCUCUAAAUAAAGUCUACUUCUUUUAAAUAAUCUACAGCCUCCUUAAAUAGAUUUGGCACUUAGCAUGCCAUAUUAGGUUGUAGUUGGCUGAAUUAUCGGAAAUGGAAAGUGUUUUUGUUAUAUUAGUGGAUCAACUGUUGAAUACAGUUGAUAAAUUGUUAUAAAUUGUCCACUAAAAAAAUAACUUUAUUUGUUCACUUUUAAAAACUUUAAAAAUAGCCAUUUUGUAAAGUAUAUUCUGAAAAUGUGAAUGUAUCAUACUUAUGAUAUCUGAUUAUCGAUCAAUAGUUAUAUAGUAAUAGCCAUUUUAAUUUCUAGAAAAUUGGUAUGAAAACAAUUAAUAUUUAAUAAAGGAUGAGGGAUAACCAAACUUUACUGAUUGUAAUUCUUUAUAGCAUAAUGUGUUAUUUCUGCAGUUCUCAAACUGUUGGUGGUGAUCCACUGGUGAGUUCCUAAUAAAUUUUAGGUGGGUCGCAAAAAUUGUUUUGAAUUAUAUAGAUUCCAAGAAAUUUAUGUUUUUAAAUUCUAAACUGAGCAUUGGAGUAUGUAUUGGUUUCAUAAUGUUUUUUUUAUUUUAUCUGUAAACAACUUUCCUUCCAGAAAUUUUCAAAUUUAGCACUUUUUCUGAAAGAAAAUUUGACUAUGGAGGUAAUUUAAAUAUUUUCCCUACUCUUUGCAUAAACUACUUUUUAAAAAGUGAAACCAUGUCGACCCUGAUAGAUUUUCAGGGAAAGGGGGAAAUUUGGGUUGCAGUCCUUGUUUUCACACCAAUUUUCUAUAAAUUAUAUGAAAUAAUAUAAUUGUACCAAAAAAUUCGUACAAAUUGCAUAAUAAAUGAUGAUUUUUAACAAAUUUACAAAAAUAUACAAAACAGACAAUAACGAAACCAUUGUUACUGUGAACCUUCUGUAUUUUCUAAGUUUUUUCCAGAUUUCUCCAAUUAUUAUGGAAAUUUGUUGGAAUAUUUAACACGAUUUCCUCAUUAACAAAUUAAAUCUAAAUUAAAAUAAAAAAAGUCUUAGGGAUAUUUUGAUUGGAGCAAGAUUUCUGUAUAAAGUAUAAAAGUUGUCUAAUAGUUUCAUAAUUGGUGGAUUCUAGUUCUUAACGUGCAACUAAAUAUGAUUUACUAGGCGUCCCAUCUAAUUUAUUAAUUAAUAAAUUUGCAAUAGUCAAACCUAAACGAAAAUAUUAUAUUUUAUUAUAUGAGAAAUUAAAAACAUUAUUUAUACAAACCGCUUGGAUCGGUUGUUUCGUUAACAAUUAUGGAAACAUAAUUAUUUCCAAUAUCACUAAUUAUUUGGUCCAUAACGCUUUUAUAAAUAUUUGGAAUGUAAUUUUUUUUUAAAGUGCUUUAAAUAAAAUUUAAUUACCACCAUACAUAUAUGUAUAUAUAUAUAUAGACGCUUAUCACUCGCUGGGCUCUCUAAGCUUCUAGAAAAUUCCAGAUGAACACCUAUAAUUUAAAAAUGUGGGAAAAUUGCAAAAAUUUGCAUUAUAAAAUAAAAUUUGCAGAAUAUUUUUAGUAUACAUGGGCUAUAUAUUUAAUCAAAUCUGAUUUAUCUUUAUUGCAAAAAAAGUUGCAAUAUCAAUUAAAUCUGGUCUUUAGUAAUAACAAACUAGUAUGUUAAUAUACUAUGUAUCUAUGUAUUUUAUACAAUUAAAUUAUACAUGUAUAUAGAAACCCAGGUAAUUAAAAAUAGAAAAAAAUCAUUAAAUCAAUAACUAAAUUUAAUUUGUUUUAUAUCUAUGUUAAUAGUUGUUAAAAACACAAAACAUAAUAGAUAUUACAUUUUAUUGUAUUUGUAUAGAUUCUGAAGUAAAAUAUUAUAAAUGUACAGGAUAAUUUAAAUUUAAUAUUUUUGAGAUAAACUUGUUAUACUCAAAUGUGUUAAUAUAGACUGCCAGAUUUGGUUUAAAAUGGUUUUAGUCAGUUUUAAUUUAUUUACAUACAAAUAUGUCAUGCUUAUAGCUAAUAUAGCAUAUACAUUUAAAUAGUAAUGAUUUAUUGUGAUUAUUUUACAGGAUGAAAAGGAUGAAAUUGUAUGUUUGAUGAAAAAUCUCAACAUUUAA